Molecule: messenger RNA, 2061 nt
Organism: Rattus rattus (black rat)
Lineage: Eukaryota; Metazoa; Chordata; Mammalia; Rodentia; Muridae
Gene: Traf3ip2
Product: TRAF3 interacting protein 2
Exons: 9
Coding region: 113-1786 (557 amino acids)
Biological process (GO): humoral immune response; positive regulation of canonical NF-kappaB signal transduction
Source: RefSeq, a predicted model, not a curated record
UUACCUGGACCUGGAGAGGGCGAGGGAGGUCUGAGCGGCCCGAGGUGGAUCCCGGAGAGCAGAGCCCGCGACCACCCCCUGGGCCCGAUCGGUGGCGAUCUUAGAAACUAGAAUGAAUCGAAGCAUUCCCGUGGAGGUUGACGAAUCAGAGCCCUUCCCGAGUCAGUUGCUGAAUCCGAUCCCAGAAUCUUCUCCAGAAGAGGAAUUGGAACCACCUGCCCCAAAUACAAGGAACACGGCACCCAGCAGCUUGUCUGUACUCCAACGCUCUCCCCUGAAACUCGCGAAUCACCAGCCUGUGUCGCAACACGUCACCUGCUUGCGAGCUAAAGUCCUGGAGGAGAGUGAAGCCAGUUUCCUUAGAAGGCACCCUGAUCUCGGCAAAGAUGUUUCCUCCUGCUCCUCUGUCAGUGAGCCUGGGUCUGAGCUUGGAGCCCUCUCUCCAGAGCAUCGGUUUACACAUAUGGAAAAACGCGAUAGAUGGCUGGGAUCUCAGCUUUCAGCAGCUUCUCCUGACACUGGCCAUGACUCAGACAAAUCAGACCCAAGUUUGCCUAUGGCUUUGGCAGACUCCUCCAGUAGUGGCCAAGAGAUAAGGCCCCGGCCCGGGUCCCGGCCCCGGCCCUGGCCCCGGCACCACAGGAACAGGGCAGCCCCAGAUGUGCCCACGAUAGACACUGGGUAUGAUUCCCAGCCCCAAGAUGUCCUGGGCAUCAGGCAGCUGGAAAAGCCCUUGCCCCUCACCUCCUCAUGUUACCUGCAGGACCUCCCUGGGCCUCUCAGGUCCAAGGAAUUUCCCCAGUUUGAACUCCAGAGGUAUCCGGCGAAUGCGCCGAUGCUGCCUCUCGAUCCUUCCCCACAGGUUCCAUGGAGUUAUCAGUACUGUCGUCCCGGAGGGCCCUAUCACCACCAGGCGCCAUAUGGUCAUGGCUACCCUCCAGCAGCAGCCUACCAGCAAGUCAUCCAGCCUGCUCUGCCUGAGCAGGCCCUUCUCGGGGCAAGGGUGAGAGGCCUGCACCCUAUGCAGAAGGUCAUCCUGAAUGACUCCAGCCCCCAGGACCAAGAAGAGCGGCCUGCACAGAGGGACUUCUCUUUCCCAAGGCUCCCAAGGGACCAGCUCUACCGCCCAUCAUCUAAUGGAGCUGGAGCUCCCGAGGAGUCCUUGGACCGUCCUGCAGAGCUGAGACCACAUGGCCCCCAGGCUCUGUCCCCAGCUGCCGUGCCUAGACCCCCUAGCAACCCCUUAGCCCGAGGAACUCUGAAAACCAGCAAUUUGCCAGAGGAAUUACGGAAGGUCUUUAUCACUUAUUCUAUGGACACAGCCAUGGAGGUGGUGAAGUGUGUGAACUUCCUGCUGGUGAAUGGCUUCCAAACCGCUAUUGACAUAUUUGAGGACAGAAUCCGGGGUAUUGAUAUCAUUAAAUGGAUGGAGCGCUACCUUCGAGAUAAGACAGUGAUGAUAAUCGUAGCAAUCAGCCCCAAAUACAAACAGGAUGUGGAAGGCGCUGGGUCGCAGCUGGACGAGGAUGAGCAUGGCUUACAUACUAAGUACAUCCAUCGGAUGAUGCAGAUCGAGUUUAUAAAUCAGGGAAGCAUGAAUUUCAGGUUCAUCCCUGUGCUCUUCCCAAAUGCCAAGAAGGAGCACGUGCCGACCUGGCUGCAGAACACUCAUGUGUACAGCUGGCCCAAGAAUAAGAAAAACAUCCUUCUGCGGCUGCUCCGAGAGGAGGAGUACGUGGCUCCUCCCCGAGGCCCUCUGCCCACCCUUCAGGUGGUACCCUUGUGAUGCCAGCCUGUUCUCACAGCAUUCGUCCAGCCGAGCUGGUUGGUGGCACUCAGGCCUGGAACACCUCUUCUACAGAGUUCCCGGCCUCCUGAGUCUGAGGUGUCCUCGCCCGGCCUCCAGUGCUUCUGGGAGUGGAUGCUGCAGGUGAUGACUGCCCGGGCCUAUGGCCACAAAAACUCUCAUCACUUCAGCUACUCUUAUGAGUUGGCCAGAUGCUCUGUGUCCUUAGACCAGUCUGAAUCGUGCUCAAUUAAUAAAGUGAUUAUUCUUUGUAA